Messenger RNA from Nilaparvata lugens (brown planthopper), 2244 nucleotides. Its product is annotated as maspardin. NCBI's taxonomy places the organism in Eukaryota, Metazoa, Arthropoda, Insecta, Hemiptera, Delphacidae. The coding region runs from base 542 to 1444 and encodes 300 amino acids. The transcript has 8 exons. The record is from RefSeq and is a predicted model, not a curated record.
GUUUUCUGUGGCCAUGUGUCAUUAUCAUCGUCGUCAGCAACAUCAGCUGAUCUCUUCUACUUCCAGUGCUUGUUUUCUGAAUUAUUUACAGUAUCUCUUGAUUUCUCUUUUUUCUUUCAAAACUUGUGUCAAACCAUCAAAGCACGAACAACAAAACAAGAUAAUAGUGUCAAGUUGUCACGUAUUGUGUAUCUCCAACUUAUUGUGUAGAUUAACAAAACGUUUUAUCGAUUGAAACAUAUACUGCCCUUUCUAAUAAUAACAAUAAACCUAAAUAAUGUUUAUAUUUUAGUACUUUAUCGUCAAAUUUUAAAUUUUGCAUUAUUGAAAACUAAUUUCAGCCUAAAGUACGGUAGCCUAUUGUUAAAGCAUUUGUGGAGUGCAGUUUACUUGACCAAACACGAACACGAGUAAUAUUGGAGUUAACCUAUGAUAUUAUGGAAUUCAGAUUUUUGCAACUGUAUAGUGGUUUUGGUAAUUAACUUUUGAAUUUCAUAAAAAAGUGGCUGAUGACUAAUGCUAAUCAUAGUGUCAUGAAAAAAUGAAUAACUACGUUACUGAUAUCUCAAAGUCUCAAGAAUAUAUUAGCUUCAGGAGUAACAUUCCUCUUAGAAAAAUAGUGGUCGAUUCAAAUCAGGAAUGGAGAAUCUAUGAUUCUGGACCAAAGAGUGUUGGCUGUCCGUUGGUGUGCUUGCCACCAGUUAGUGGCACAGCCGAUGUCUUUUUUAAACAGUUAUUAGGACUGAGUUCCAAGGGUAUUAGGGUAAUAUCGGCAGAGCAUCCUGUCUAUUGGACUGUCAAUGACUGGUGUGAUGGAUUCAAAAAACUCCUUGAUUAUCUGAAGCUUGAUAAAAUACAUCUAUUUGGAGCUUCUUUGGGUGGUUUUUUGGCUCAAAAGUUUGCUGAAUAUACACAUAACCAUCCUCGUGUUGCAUCACUUAUAUUGUGCAAUGCUUUCAUCGAUACAUCAGUCUUCAGCUACAAUGAAUCUGCAUCUAUAUUCUGGAUGCUGCCUUCUCUUGUUUUAAAGAAGAUGGUCAUGGGAAAUUUUACAAUGCAACAUACUGAUAAGAGAAUCAUUGAGUCCAUAGACUUCAUGGUCGAAAAGUUGGAUAGCAUUUCGCAGCAAGAACUGGCAUCUAGACUGACGUUGAAUUGUGUCAAUUGCUAUGUGGAACCUCAGAACCUCACUAGAAUAGAUAACAUUACUAUAAUAGAUGUGUUCGAUGACUACGCACUCACCAGUCCUGUGAGGGAAGAGAUCUACAAGGUCUAUCCCAGCGCGAAGCUCGCUCACUUGAAGUCUGGCGGCAACUUUCCCUACUUGAGUCGCAGUGAUGAAGUCAAUCUGCAUUUACAGGUACACUUAAACAGAUUUCUAGAUUCGGAUUUGAGUGCUCAUGAACGAAGUAAAAGUGAAGAAAUAAAACCUUCGGAAACUUGAUGCCUUAUUAUUGCCUUUGUGGAUUUUAGCUAUACCGUCUUCAAUGAUCAUGAUGCUGGAUCCAUUGCAUGUAGUGAUUAAUAUUUUUUAAUGUUGAUGGAGACCACCUUCAAAUUAGUCACACUGCAAUUUCAGAAAACACAAACCCAUCACCUUAUUAGGGUACUAAUAUUAUUGAAAGAGUAAUGAUAUUAUGCAAAUUGGUUUAAGUAUAAUAUAUAUAUAUUUUGUAAACAUGAAUUUGUACUAUGUGAUAUUGUUCUAUUAAAAAUGUCUAUUUUCUUCAAACUUCAAAGGUUUCUUGAAGAAAAAAUGUUGCAUUUGUACUACCUCGAUCUCUAGCAAUAUUCUUCAGUAGGAAGUAAAUGAGAAACUGCAUUUUUCAAUUGCCAAUGAACAACAAAUUUCCAGCAUUGACAUGGUCUAUUAGAUUUUGAAUUCUGUUUAAUAAUUAUUUCUAGCAAUAUUAUUGAAAAUUCCAAUGAACCUUCAAAUGAUUAAUAGUUUGCAUAUACGAGGGGGUUUGGGGCCACACUUGAAAGACAAAUAAGUCGGUAUUGAAGAGGUGCUAAGUAUGCAUAGAAGAGCGUGGAACCCACUUUGAGCACCUUUUGAAGUCUUUGAGGAUUGGAAAUCAUUCAAGUAAACUUUUUAUGUAUCAAAUGUUGUUUUUGAUUUUUGAAUUAGUAAUAGACAUGUAUUCCAUUUUGUUGUGAAUUAUUUCAUAAAAUAAUGCAUAUUUGUCAACUGACUUAUGGGCCACUCUGUAUACAUGGUCGACAUUCUGCGUGUUGUGUCGG